Molecule: messenger RNA, 1074 nt
Organism: Acanthochromis polyacanthus (spiny chromis)
Lineage: Eukaryota; Metazoa; Chordata; Actinopteri; Pomacentridae
Product: GATA zinc finger domain-containing protein 14-like
Exons: 3
Coding region: 1-1074 (357 amino acids)
Source: RefSeq, a predicted model, not a curated record
AUGUUUAGGGAUUCUGAACCCAACAACUCCAACGUAGAACCCAACAGCUCCAACGUAGAACCCAACAGCUCCAACGUAGAACCCAACAGCUCCAACGUAGAACCCAACAGCUCCAACGUAGAACCCAACAGCUCCAACGUAGAACCCAACAGCUCCGACAUAGAACCCAACAGCUCCGACAUAGAACCCAACAGCUCCAAUAUAGAACCCAACAACUCCAAUAUAGAACCCAACAGCUCCAAUAUAGAACCCAACAACUCUAAUAUAGAACCCAACAGCUCCAAUAUAGAACCCAACAGCUCCGACAUAGAACCUAACAGCUCCAAUAUAGAACCCAACAACUCCGACAUAGAACCCAACAACUCCAAUAUAGAACCCAACAACUCCAAUAUAGAACCCAACAGCUCCAACGUAGAACCCAACAGCUCCAAUAUAGAACCCAACAACUCUAAUAUAGAACCCAACAGCUCCAACGUAGAACCCAACAGCUCCAACGUAGAACCCAACAGCUCCGACAUAGAACCCAACAGCUCCGACAUAGAACCCAACAGCUCCGACAUAGAACCCAACAGCUCCGACAUAGAACCCAACAGCUCCAAUAUAGAACCCAACAACUCCAAUAUAGAACCCAACACCUCUAAUAUAGAACCCAACAGCUCCAAUAUAGAACCCAACAGCUCCGACAUAGAACCUAACAGCUCCAAUAUAGAACCCAACAACUCCGACAUAGAACCCAACAACUCCAAUAUAGAACCCAACAACUCCAAUAUAGAACCCAACAGCUCCAACGUAGAACCCAACAGCUCCAAUAUAGAACCCAACAACUCCAAUAUAGAACCCAACAACUCUAAUAUAGAACCCAGCAGCUCCAAUAUAGAACCCAACAGCUCCAACGUAGAACCCAACAGCUCCGACAUAGAACCUAACAGCUCCAAUAUAGAACCCAACAACUCCGACAUAGAACCCAACAGCUCCAAUAUAGAACCCAACAACUCCAAUAUAGAACCCAACAGCUCCAAUAUAGAACCCAACAGCUCCGACGUAGAACCCAACAUUUCCAAUAUGACGCUCUGA